Gastrolobium bilobum is the source of this 1201-nucleotide messenger RNA. Its product is annotated as alkaline ceramidase. The record is from RefSeq and is a predicted model, not a curated record. The transcript has 3 exons. The coding region runs from base 200 to 967 and encodes 255 amino acids. Gene Ontology annotation, cellular component: membrane. Gene Ontology annotation, molecular function: hydrolase activity, acting on carbon-nitrogen (but not peptide) bonds, in linear amides. NCBI's taxonomy places the organism in Eukaryota, Viridiplantae, Streptophyta, Magnoliopsida, Fabales, Fabaceae. Gene Ontology annotation, biological process: ceramide metabolic process; response to salt stress; autophagy.
GCCUCUGUUUAUGUGACCGAAUAUUAUUAUUAGAAACAGAGAGAGACAGAGAGAGAGGAGAGGCCAUCCCAACCCAACCCAGAAUGAGAUCUGCGUACUUCAUUACCACCGCUUUGUUUUUCUCCAUCAAUCUCCCCAAGAAUUUGUGAACUCUGCAGCUUUAAAUACAGAUAAACAAACAAACCAGCUGUAGAGGAGAAUGGCAGAAUCAAUAUCUAGCUUUUGGGGUCCAGUAACAUCAACUAUAGAGUGUUGUGAAGAAAAUUAUGCAUAUUCUUCUUAUAUUGCAGAAUUUUAUAACACAAUAUCCAACAUUCCAACCAUUCUUUUGGCUCUGAUUGGUCUUAUAAAUGCUGUUAUACAACGGUUUGAGAAAAGAUUUAGUGUUCUUCACGUAUCAAAUAUGACACUUGCCAUUGGAAGCAUGUUGUACCAUGCCACGCUACAACAUGUGCAACAGCAGAGCGAUGAAACUCCAAUGGUAUGGGAGAUGCUACUGUACAUGUACAUCCUCUACUCUCCGGAUUGGCAUUACCGCAGCACAAUGCCCAUCUUCCUAUUUUUGUAUGGUGCUGUUUUUGCCAUUGUUCAUUCAAUAGUCCGUUUUGGAAUUGGCUUCAAAGUCCAUUAUGCCAUUCUCUGUCUUCUCUGCAUUCCAAGAAUGUACAAGUAUUACAUUUAUACUGAAGAUGUGUCUGCCAAGAGGCUCGCUAAGCUAUAUGUAGCCACCCUUCUAUUAGGAAGUUUGUUUUGGCUAUGUGAUCGUGUUUUCUGCAAGGAGAUAUCCACUUGGCUAAUUAAUCCACAGGGUCAUGCUCUAUGGCAUGUCUUCAUGGGUCUCAAUUCCUACUUUGCAAACACGUUCUUGAUGUUUUGCCGUGCUCAGCAGCGUGGGUGGUCUCCAAAAGUUGUUCGUUUAAUGGGUGUUUUGCCCUAUGUCAAGAUUGAGAAACCAAAAAGGCAGUAAAGAUGAAAGUUUCUGUCAUGAUACAUCUUGGAAAAGAGUAGUUAGCCGACCAUGUUUUGUCCUCUGUUUUUUUUUUUUCAAUUUUUUUUUCUGGUUUAGAUUGGUUUAAAUGAUGAUUGAUUAUUUACAUAUUUUGUAGACGUAGGACAUGUACCAUAUUUAAUGCCACUCUGUGGAUGCUUUCUUGAGCCUGGACAUUUCUUAGCUUUAAAAUUGCUAUGACAACCAAAAGUU